AUGACAGGCGAGGGUUUAGAAACAGUCUACGAAUGUAAAUAGAUGACGAACAUGAAAUGAAAUGUAACUAUUGGCUCAAAGUUAAGGCGCCACCAACAUAGGUUCAGUGGCAAUGUCAUACUACUGUGUACCAUUUUUGUUGGGAAAACCGCGUGUCAAAAAUACCUUUUUCAAAUCCUUUCCCAAAAAAAUGCCCGGAUUGACUGGAUUGUGAAUCUCAAAAAUUCGAAUUUGGAUUUGAUCCAAAGAAUUCAGUAAAGGUGUGUAUUUUAUGGAUUCAUGAUCCGUUUUUGGAUUUGCCUAAUUAAGAAACGCACCCUAAGUUAAACUGCUUGCAAAAUACGUUAUUGAAGACUUAUACAAAACAUGGAUUCCCGGCACCUCUCUGGACCUAAACCAUGGACCUCUUGAUGAACCUGGUCCAUCGACUACCCACGUGGACAACUCCUAAUUUUUGUAGAUAAAUUUUUACCAAUUUUUUUUUUUUUUUUUUAUCUGAAUCCCAUUAGCUAAAUUCCAUUCAUGGGUUUGGUUUAGUUUGGACCUACUUUUAAUAUACUUGCCUCGAAGGUUUUUUUUUUUAACCUUGACUUCACCUUAAUUCUUCCAUAAGCUCGCCAAAAAAAUCCAUUAUCAAGCCAUCAUGACCUCAUACUAAGCAAUUAACGCAAAAAAAUCGUCUCCUGUCAUCUGAUUCUCUUUUUACAAAACCAACAACUUAAUUAUUUACUGAUAUCAAUUCUGACAAGCACACAUAAACUGGGCAAGGGAAGAACAAUGAGGAAAUAAGAAAUAUAAUACUCAAACAACUGGAAACAAUUUCUUAACAGAUGUAUCGUCAUCAGAACCCGCAGUGAUACCAACAGCAGUUUCCACAACUUCACGAACUUCAACAAACAAGCUUUCUCAACAAGGUGAGUAAUUGUCUGCGUUGUUCCUUCAACUUGUAUUGGACUCGUUCUUUUGUUUUGUGUUUGUUUUUUUUGUUUUUUUUUUUUUUCACCUUUAAACUUUGUCUUGGUCUAUAAACUGGCCAAACAGAGAACAAACAAACAAAUUUUCAAUAUCUAGCCAUUCAUGAUCUCACAAUAAGCCAUUAACGCAUAACUAUCGUCUGCACCAUCUGAUUCUCUUUUACUAAACCAAUAACUAAUAACCGAUAGCAAUUCUGGCAAAAGCACAUAAACUGGACGGGGGAAACACAGUAAUGAUGAUAUUAAAACUAUAUAAAUACUGAAAAAACUGGAAAACAAUCUAGUGUGAGUAGUUAUUAUCAUGCUCCUCAACAGAUGUAUCGUCAUCAGAAGCCACAGUGAUACCAACAUAUAUUUCCACAGCUUUACUAGAUUCAGCAAUCAAACCUGCUCCGCUCGGUGGGUAAUUUUCGGUGUCUUUGCUUCAACUUUUAUUUACCGUUAUAGUCUAGCUGAUAUAGCUAAAUCAUUCUGAAUCCAUUGGUACCGGACAAAUACAUGUGUAACAAUCUACAGAUAGUCUUACAUUUGAACCCUUUUAAUGCAGACACUGAUCUGAGGGCGCCAUAGACAGUACUGGUAUCAAUGGCCGUUUUUAUACUGCUGUCGCAUUAUCUGCCUGGACGAACUUGUGCAAACAUUUGUAGUUCGUCUGGUUAUGCGUCUUAAGUAUAAAGACGGACCCGGGCACAAGACGCAUUACGUGUCUGGACGAAGUAUCCUUUGUAAUACGUCGUGAACGACGCACUACUGAGGUAGACAAAUGUUAGCAAAACUUCAGCCAGAUGGUUAAUUUUGCCUCCUCAGUAUAAAAAAAGGCCAAUGACACUUGAUUUCUCUUCCAACUUGCUCUAUCAACUUGAUAAGCCUGUUAACAAAAGCAGGAGCCUAUGGCUUCUGUCUGGAAGGUCACUUCUUGUUUAUUCUAAAAGUAAAGCUCUGAAAAUGAAAGGAAGAGAAACAUGAAAAUGCUUUCAGAGUUAAACUACUUGAGAAAUACGUUAUUGAUGAUAAUUUAUGCAUUAGGUUCGGCACAUAAAUAUUUCGAUGUCUGAAUUAAAGUCGUUCCAAAGUCGCAAUACUAGGCCAGGUUAGGUUGAAACAAAGGCCGAGCAGUUGCAAAUUGAAAUAGAAUUUAUUCAGACGCCAAAUGUUUCGUGUACGUAAUUCCAUGUAAUUAGGUUCGGCACAAGGCACAAGUGAAUUGAAGUUCGGUGUCAUAACUAGAUUAAGACUAGGUUAAGUUGCACUGUUUCUUAAGUCUUUUAGGCCCUGUUAAGACGCCAUCCCACUCACGUGUCGAGGCUGACUGAAUAGAGAGAAGUGUAACGUCACGUUACCAUGGUAGCAAAAUGUUUGGAUCACAGGUAUGAGGAGCUUAAGAAAGACCCCGGCGACGGCAACAAGAACGGCAAAAAAUCCGUAGGUUUACAUUACAAAACAACAACUUUGCACCUACAUCAAGCUUUUUAGCCAUCGUUGCAUGACUGCCAUAUGAAACUUCCUAAUUUCACGCGCCCGCUUCAUGGAGUACGUGAACACAGCGCAAAAAUUUCUUUUUUUUUUUUUUUUGAAACAAUGCGAAAUCUCUUUUUGAGUGAAUUUUCGGGUUGUUGUCAUCUAAAGAUUUUGCUUCCACGGCAACGUGAGAAGCGACUUCUUAUCUCUAUUUAAUCCUACUUUGGAGCAACAUUGGCGCUGCCACUGAUUCCGUGAGACGGCGUACGCGUGUCGAUCCUAACCUUGAUUUCAUUUACAGAGAAAGAGAAAGGCCAGGGUACAAUACCAUAUUUUUGUGCCAUAAUUGAUCAUUUUAGACAAGAUAGCGAUUCAUUUGAAUCAUUACAUUCGACAUUUUCGUGCUCUUUCACUGUCUGUAACUUUUCGGAAACAUGACUCACAAUUUGCGACUGAACUGACCGCUAUCCAGCCCUUGAGAGAACAAGGAAUACAAAAGUAUUCCUGGCACCGUAAAUAAGUUUCUUAUCUUUUGUAUUCCUGCCACCGUGAAUAAGUACAUAUUGUGUUCCUAAAGCAAGAUGAGCAAGAUUAUCCCUCUUUACCCGCCAUUUUCCUCAAUUUAGUGUUGUGCGGUUGGCAACUACCUAAAAACGAGCGCAAUUGUUGGGCAAAAAAAGAAUAUAAAUUUAAAGUGUGCAUAAUGUUUGCAUUAGGUUCUGCACUUCAGAGGAGCGCCGUAUGAAUCACCUGCCGCUCGAAUGACGUAUAAUGCGAGUACUGACUGUGUUGAAUUUGGUGUUUUUGCCACACUAAAUUAAACCUGCUUUACCAAAUUGAUUCAGACGCGGCCCUUUUGCCCUAUUUAAGUCAACGACCAAACAGAACCGGAAAAUGAAAAAUGGGAACAAAACUUAACUUGAACCCUAGCCCUAUCGGUAAAUUCAUUACUAUUCUCUUUCUCGUUCUUAUUUUCAUUUUCCCGUUGCCCUUGCUCAUUACCCACUCCCGGUUCCUUGUUUUACUAACAUCGGCUAUCAAUCUCCAGGUUGUUAUUACGUAUGCACCCCACGUAUCAGUGAUCUAUAGAGCCAUCUUCGUUUUGACUUCCACAAAGUGCAGUAAGGACCUUCUGUCACUCGUAAUUUAAUGAAACGUGUUUUGAGCAUCUAUAACGUGACUCCUAUACGCAAUGCACAGCGUUGGAGCAAAGCGUUUUGACCUUCGAUCGUUGUCGACCGAACUCCGCAACCUUUGGUUAUUACUAGUUUCAACUAAUUUUAUGUCUUUGGUUUACGUUUUUCUAUUGUUUCUUAACUCAGCUUGUCAACAAGGGUGGAUUUGCAACGGGACGUCAUGUUAUAAAUUGGUUACGUCACCAACACUGAGUUGGGGAAAGGCAAAGGAGGAAUGUGAAAAAUGCCAGGCCGGAUUGGUAAAGGUUGAUUCUCGUGAAGAAAAUGAUUUCAUAAAAACAGAGCUUUUGCCGACCCACAUAGACGGUGGUUACUGGAUUGGACUUUCUGAUUCUGACAACGAAGGUGACUGGAUGUGGACGGACGGAACUCAAUUGGAUUCGGAUGGGUACAAAAACUGGGAAGAUAACCAGCCGAAAAAUAACGAAAAUAAUAAUGAGGAUUGUGUUGUAAUAAGAAUAAGAAAAUCCGAUCCAGACCAUUACGGGAAGUGGCGUUAUGUAAAAUGCUCAUUAGACAAGAAAUUUAUUUGUGAAAAGUAA
Molecule: messenger RNA, 4170 nt
Organism: Porites lobata
Lineage: Eukaryota; Metazoa; Cnidaria; Anthozoa; Scleractinia; Poritidae
Source: the annotation of a GenBank genome assembly